Molecule: messenger RNA, 1432 nt
Organism: Ceutorhynchus assimilis (cabbage seed weevil)
Lineage: Eukaryota; Metazoa; Arthropoda; Insecta; Coleoptera; Curculionidae
Source: the annotation of a GenBank genome assembly
UCUGCGCAAAGCAUAAAGUUUAUGUGUAGAAUCCGAAAUUCAUAUACAGAGUGGUUUCAGAACCGUUCAUGGGACGGUUAUUGGCUUGUUGGAACAGACCUUAUAAAAGCGGAGAAUUUCAGCGAAAUGCGGAGAAUUUCAUUGGUCAAGGUGGAGAAUUUAGGAGCAGCAGCAGCGGGCAGUGGGCUAGCAGGCAGCGGCAGCAAUACAAUCACAAUCCAAUACAUCAUUGUAGCAUUAUACCACAACCGUUUUAUACUAUACAAUAAUUAUUUAGUUGGUGAAUAAUUUUUGCAAUGGAACAUCCAAAUAAUUUAAAUAAAAUAAAGGAAAAAAUUGGCUUUAUCGGAGGAGGCAAUAUGGCAAAAGCUAUUUGCGAAGGAAUCAUAAAAAAAGGACUGGUCAAUUUCCAACAAAUUUAUGUCUCUGGACCGCAUAUUGAAAACCUCACCUGGUGGAGCGAAAAUAAGGCUCAUGUUUCCACAGAAAAUGGUCACGUCGUUCAAGAAGCUGAUAUUAUAUUUUUAGCUAUGAAACCACAUGUCCUACCUUCAGCAAUAGCAAACGUAUAUGAAACAGUACCGUUGCCUGUUAAAUCGAAAUUGUUUGUUUCUGUUUUGGCCGGUAUAAAGUUGGAACAAUUAAAUAAUGUUCUGAGUCCUUUGGAAGAAUGUCCAAGAAUAAUAAGAACCAUGCCGAAUACUCCAAUGAUGGUAGGAGAAGGGUGUACAGUGUUUAGUCCAGGGAGUAAGGCAACACCGCAUGACAUACAAUUAGUCAAGACAAUUUUAGAAGUAUCCGGCGUUUGUAAACAAGUUCCUGAAUCAAUGAUCGAUGCUAUAGGAGCUUUAUCUGGCAGUGGUCCUGCUUUCAUAUAUUUAAUAAUAGAAGCACUAGCAGACGCAGGUGUAAAACAAGGUAUUCCAAGAGCAAUGGCAAUAGAACUGGCUGCUCAAACUACCUUAGGCGGUGCCAAAAUGGUUUUAGAAACGGGAAAACAUACAGCUGUCUUAAAAGAUGAGGUUUGUUCACCAGGAGGCACCACUAUUGCUGGAGUUCAUGCGUUGGAAUCAGGUGGUGUCAGGGCGGCCCUUUUCAAUGCAGUAGAGGCUGCAGCCAAGAAAUCGGCUGAGCUUGGCCAGAAAAAACACUAGGCAAUAAGUAGCAACUUCGAUUUCAGUUGCAAUAUAAGAUGCAAUUCAUGUAGUAGGUAUAAAUUAAGAUUAAGUAUUAUGAAAAAUAAAUCUGAACUAAAUUGGUUAUUACUGAAGUGAGUAGUAAGAUAGGGAAAUUUAAUUUUCUAGUCAAUUUUUUGCCCCCCUUUAUAAAUGUUGUAAAAACAAAACUCUCAUAUGUAUAUACCUAGCAAUAAGAGGCAAACUUAACAAUAACAACUGUUUUUAGUUAUACAUUAUAUUUCUUUUGUUAGUCA